AUGGCUGACUGCAAAGUUGGCAAGAGGCACACGAGCGACACUGGCGAUGAAGAUGCUCAGGUGAAGCUGUUCAGCUUUUUCGAGGAACUUGCUGAGCCAGUGAGAAAGUUGGUACAAACGGCCUGGCGGUCCAGAGGGAAGCUCAUGCACGAUAUGAAGGCUUACGUCCUGCUCUUUACCAGCAUGGUUUGUUCCAUGCCUGCACGCGCGUUGCGUGUGGUCCAGAACCCGAAGCUGCAUGCUUUGCUGGCAGAGGAGGAGGAUCCGCAAGCACUUGCUGCUGUGGUUGCUGGAACAGGAGGUGCGCUCUGUUUGGGCUCCGUGGGAGCUGUCAUUGGAGCCACUGUGGGCGCUGCUGUGGGCCUAUGUGUCGGGGCUGUUCCGGCCCUCUUCACCUUUGGGCUCUCACUUCCACUGGGGGCCGUGCUUGGUGGAUCUGGCGGUCUUCUUGCUGGGGCCUUGACGGGCAGCUCUGCUGGCUUUGUCGGUGGGGCAACAAGCGGUACAUUUUUAGCCUAUUUCCGAUCUGAGAUCAGGCUUGCAAUUGUCUUCGUCAGCGCCAAAGUGUAUGAUGUUUACCACAUCACGGUCGUGCGACCUACAAAUGCCAUGAAGGCAGCAAACCGCAAAGUCCGGGACGGGGUCCAUCACUCUACGGUUUACACGCAAGAAAAGGCUAGGGCCACUGCAGACUUCGUUAAGAGCGCCGCUGCCAACCGUCACGUGCAGGUGUCGACCGCCGGCGCUGGCUUUGGAGCUGCUGCAGUGGGCACUGCCGGAGCAGCAACUGGCGCCUGUCUUGGGGGCACAGUAGGUGCCUUGGUGGGUUUGGUGCCGGCUGUUUUCACGUUUGGCCUCUCCAUUCCCAUCGGUGCAGCAGUUGGUGGCUCGACUGGCCUGUUGGUUGGUGGAGCCGCUGGAUGCAGUGUUGGCUUUGCAGGUGGAGGCAGCAUGGCCUUCCUGGCAUACAGUCAGAGAGGCAUUCCCUCGACGGUCUACAAUUACUGCAAGCUCCAGUUGGGUGCCAAAGCACCAGCCGCGGUGGACAUGCGCGAGGCGGUCAAGCAAUAG
Molecule: messenger RNA, 1071 nt
Organism: Symbiodinium pilosum
Lineage: Eukaryota; Dinophyceae; Suessiales; Symbiodiniaceae
Source: the annotation of a GenBank genome assembly